CGAGGAAAAGGAGGCCGCGAACCUCACUGAGGGCCUUGAGAGGAGAGGGGCGGGGGGAAAGCAGGCGGGCUGGGCUGGGCCCUGUCCGUACACCCUGGGAUGGCCGGCGGCGGGGCCGGGCAGGGCCCUACCUCGGCGCCAGUCUCCCUCCUGCCCGCUCCACAGCGAGGGCGCCUUUCCUGGUUCCUGAAUACGUUCAUUUUCCAGGACCUAAAUUGCAGGACGUUUUUCUUGUGUAUUUGUCUUGAUAUUAGGAGCGUAUUUCAGGCAUCCUCACGACGUGUCCGUCCAGCAGCCACGGUUGCCCCGCGUGGCUGAGCGGCCUGCCGGAGUUGCCCGGAUUCAGCCAGAAUCUGGCCCAGCCUCCCAGGCCGCAGGGACCACCUCUCCAGCACAGCGCACUUGAAGUCGGGGUGGCGGGUGUCGUACUCUCUCUCUCUCUCACGCAUUUAUUAAUUUUAUUUUACUUUGUUUUUCAAGACAGAGUUUCGCUCUCUUGCCAGGGUGGAGUGCAAUGGGGCGAUCUCAGCCCACUGCCACCACGCCUGGCUAAUUUUGUAUUUUUAGUAGAGAUGGGGUUUCUCCUUGUUGGUCAGGCUGGUCUCACUCCUGACAUCGUGAUCCACCUGCCUUGGCCUCCCAAAGUGCUGAGAUUACAGGCGUGAGCCACUACGCUGGCCUUUUUUUUUUUUUUUUUUUUUUGAGACUAAGUUUCACUCUUGUUGCCCAGGCAUGAGUGCAGUGGCCCCAUCAUGGCUCACUGCAACCUCUACCUCCCAGGUUCAAGCGAUUCUCCUGCCUCAGCCUCCCGACUAGCUGGGACUACACGCAGGCACCACCAUUCCCGAUUAAUUUUUUUUGUUUUGUUUUUUUCAGUAGAGGCUGAGUUUCAUCAUGUUGGCCAGGCUGGUCUUGAACUCCUGACCUCAAGUGAUCUCCUUGGCUCGGCCUACCAAACUGCUGGGAUUACAGAUGUCAGGAAGCAACUAGAUAUGGUGUCCUCCGGAAAAAAGUAUUCCAGGAAAUCUGGGAAGCCAUCCAUGGAAGAUCAGUUUACCAGAGCCUAUGACUUUGAGACUGAAGAAAAGAAAGAUCCGAGUGGUUCAGAGGAAGAUGUUACUGAAGGGAAGACUACAGUCAUUGAGAAACCUAGGAAGAAAAGAUCUUCUGCAGGAGUAGUUGAAGAUAUGGGGUGUGAAGUACAGAAUAUGCUGGAAGGAGUUGGAGUUGACAUUAACAAGGCUCUUCUUGCCAAGAGAAAGAGACUAGAAAUGUAUACCAAGGCUUCUCUCAAAACUAGCAACCAGAAAAUCGAACAUGUUUGGAAAACACAACAAGAUCAAAGGCAGAAACUUAACCAAGAAUAUUCUCAGCAGUUUCUGACUUUGUUUCAGCAGUGGGAUUUAGAUAUGCAGAAAGCUGAAGAACAAGAAGAAAAAAUACUUAAUAUGUUUCGACAGCAACAAAAGAUUCUUCAACAAUCUAGAAUUGUUCAGAGCCAGAGACUGAAAACAAUUAGACAGUUAUAUGAGCAGUUCAUAAAGAGUAUGGAAGAGUUGGAGAAGAAUCAUGAUAAUCUACUUACUGGUGCACAAAAUGAAUUUAAAAAAGAAAUGGCUAUGUUGCAGAAAAAAAUUAUGAUGGAAACUCAGCAGCAAGAGAUAGCAUGUGUUCGGAAGUCUCUUCAAUCCAUGUUAUUCUGAUGACUCUUUGAAGAAAGAACUUGAACCUAAGUAAUAUGAUACAGUUAUAUUAGCUAAGAAGCAUAUUGUAAGUCUUUAGUAGCUUGCUUAUAACAUCUUUAAUAAUAAAUCUGUUUCAUUAUAAGACUUCUCUUUCUGUUAAGCCAAAUCUAAAAUGUGAGUUAGCAACUACUCCUAAAGAAUAUGUAUUGAGUUUUCAGCUCUUUAGUAAUGAUAGUGAAUUUUUCUGUUAACACUAUCAAUUAAAUAAAGAAUUUAAUUUUA
Molecule: messenger RNA, 1967 nt
Organism: Callithrix jacchus (white-tufted-ear marmoset)
Lineage: Eukaryota; Metazoa; Chordata; Mammalia; Primates; Cebidae
Gene: SYCP3
Product: synaptonemal complex protein 3
Biological process (GO): spermatid development; meiotic cell cycle
Cellular component (GO): synaptonemal complex
Source: RefSeq, a predicted model, not a curated record